GGCUCCAGGGUUACAUUGAGAGCCAAGUAUGGACCCCGACGCAUGUGUCUUGGUCGCUGGAGGACGAUAAGACUCUACGAACAGAUCAUCUAGCUGACGACUGCUCUAUUUAGUUCCCAGUUGGUUGGGUGUUAUUGGCCAAAGGAUUUCCUCGGAAUUUUCGACACAUCACCGCAUGUGAUGUGUGAUGCCCUACUCCAGCAUUACGUCUCUUAUCUGGGUCUAAAUUGGUCAUUGCCUCUUCUCAUUCUCCAUUCCCCAGUCUCCGCACGAGCCGGGUCAGAUCUCCCGUCUCUGAAACCGCGCGGACCAGGAUUAUCUCCGCCCUCAAAUACCAGUUUUCGUCAUCCUUCCGCGAGGGCAAUUGCGCUGGUCCAGUUCCCCGGGCCAUUGAAUCGCCAUAAUGGCCAGUUACCAUGAAGAAAGCGCUCUUGGAGACAUCCCCAAAAUGCGUACAGUAGAUCUGGAGGGCACAUUAGAGAAGGGAUAUUGGAAAUCGCGCCCAACGUCCCGGAUCCGAUCUAUUCCUACGCGGGCCGCUCAAUGGUGUGUUGAUCACCUCCGGCCGGCAUUCCUGACCGGAAUUGGUGGCCACAGCAGCCACCAGGGCAGGCGUACCGCUUACUUAGACGGACUUCGAGGUUUUGCAGCCUUUCUCGUAUACUGGGGUCAUCAUGAGCUGUGGGCUCACGAUGGCAUCGGGGCCGAGAUGAUUUUUGAGAAUGCCUACGGCUACCAGAAAAAACACUACUUUGUUGCCUUCCCUGGCGUGCGCAUCUUCUUUUCGGGUGGCCACUUCGCCGUCAGCGUCUUUUUCGUGCUGUCGGGCUAUGUUCUUUCCGCCAAACCACUCUCCUUGAUCAGAGCCGGCGACUAUCUUCAACUGGGGGAUAACCUGGCCUCUGCCUUAUUUCGGCGCUGGUUACGGCUGCACAUUCCCGUCAUUUGCACCACCUUCAUGUACAUGACAUAUCUACAUUUGUUUCGCAUCCACGCGACUCCUGAGAUCAAAUCAAGCUACGGAGAGGAGCUCUGGAACUGGUAUGUCGAGUUGAAGAACUUCAGCUUCGUCUUCCGCACCGGUGGUGAGCCCUGGUUUACCUAUAAUUUCCACUCGUGGUCUAUUCCCGUCGAGUUCCGCGGGUCCAUCGUCAUCUACACAGCUCUCCAAGCAUUUUCGAAAUGCCGACCCAACGCGCGACUAUUGUGUGAACUCGGAUUGAUCUUCUACUUCAUGUACAUCGCCGACGGCUGGUUCUGCGCACUCUUUAUGUCAGGUAUGCUGCUCUGUGAUUUGGAUCUACGUGCCGCCAGGGACGAGCUUCCCGACGUCUUCAUGAUGCUAGAGCCGUUCAAAGAGGGCAUAUUUUACGCCAUGUUGUGUAUCAGCAUGUACUUGGGUGGCGUUCCGUCCCGGACUUGGGAGGAACAGUUCUUAAGAGAAUCUCCGGGGUGGCACUACUUGUCCUACCUGAAGCCCCAGGCGGUCUUUGAUUUCAAAUGGUUCUACCUGUUCUGGGCGGCGACCUUCUUGGUGGCAUCAAUUUCGCGGAUCCACUGGCUGAAAAGCUUCUUUGAAACCCCCUUCAACCAAUAUCUUGGCCGCAUCUCCUUCGCAUUCUAUUUGGUCCACGGACCGGUCCUCUGGGUAUUGGGGGAUCGCCUCUAUGCCGCGGUGGGUUGGGUUCGGGACUCGCAUGCGAUAACCUGUCCAGGGUGGAUUAAUCGCUUCCCUCUGCCCAAAGUCGGCCCACUUGGACUGGAAUUGAACUUCUUCGCUCCCCACCUCAUUUUGCUGCCGGUGACGCUUUGGCUCGCGGAGAUUGUGACCAAAUUCGUCGACGAGCCCAGUGUCCGGUUUGCACAGUGGUUCUAUCGGAAGACGCUGGCUCCCGCAAACCAAUCAUAG
This is a messenger RNA of Aspergillus caelatus, 1909 nucleotides long. RefSeq names its product acyltransferase family protein. Gene Ontology annotation, biological process: polysaccharide biosynthetic process. The coding region runs from base 404 to 1909 and encodes 501 amino acids. NCBI's taxonomy places the organism in Eukaryota, Fungi, Ascomycota, Eurotiomycetes, Eurotiales, Aspergillaceae. Gene Ontology annotation, molecular function: acyltransferase activity, transferring groups other than amino-acyl groups. The transcript has a single exon. Gene Ontology annotation, cellular component: membrane. The record is from RefSeq and is a predicted model, not a curated record.